Tricharina praecox is the source of this 606-nucleotide messenger RNA. RefSeq lists its product as uncharacterized. Bases 1 to 606 code for a protein of 201 amino acids. NCBI's taxonomy places the organism in Eukaryota, Fungi, Ascomycota, Pezizomycetes, Pezizales, Pyronemataceae. The record is from RefSeq and is a predicted model, not a curated record. The transcript has a single exon.
AUGACUAUCUCGACGCUUUUGUACCUGCACAAGGCCGGUUCUCCUGACUCUCCCGCCUCUCCCGCCUCUCCCGUCGGGCGCAGCAGUACCAUCUCUACCGCUUUCCACAAGCUCGCCGCUCUCGCACACAAAGUCCUCCGCCUCAAGCCGUACCGCAACCGCAACCGCAACCGCAAGAGCAAGAGCAAGAGCAAGAAGUCGCGCUUCCCCUCUGCAGUCGCCUCGUCCCCAGCUAUCAUCAGGUUUUCUCCUAUCGACGACGACGACAGGAUCACACAGCAUCACCCGGUCGAUGAGGAUGAGGACCCCUACACUACCUACGACCUCCUCGCUGAGCCGGUCUUUUACGACGACGACGAUGACAACGAUAACGAAGACGAAGACAAGUCGGAAACCGGAAUCAGAAAGAGCUCGCUCGAUUCCAAUAGCACGUCAAAAAAUGGCCUCCGCAAAUCCUCGCUCGAUUCCAGCAGCACGUACUAUUCUGCGCGCAGCUUUGUUAGCACCGGUUGCUACAACUAUCAGUUCGAGUCGCUCACUCGAGAAAAUAAGAUCGAGAUGUUAAGGGUCUCGAAAGUUGAAGUUGGAGCCAGUUGGCGGAGUUGA